This is a messenger RNA of Bradysia coprophila, 1897 nucleotides long. RefSeq lists its product as uncharacterized. The record is from RefSeq and is a predicted model, not a curated record. NCBI's taxonomy places the organism in Eukaryota, Metazoa, Arthropoda, Insecta, Diptera, Sciaridae.
GGUGUUUGUGUAUUUCAACUGUCAUUUUCAAAAUAUUUUAAUUUGCUGUAGAAAUUGGGAAUUAUUUUCCUUUAAUAAUUGUGUUGAUCCGUGAGUGAUUGGAAUGUUUUUAUUUUCAAAUCAAUUCAGCUGAUUCAAAGAAGAAAUAGAAAAUGUUGAAUGCACCAAGCUUUUCGGAAGAUAUGCUUCCGCGGCAUUUUCCAAAAGCAAAGGGUCAAUUAGAACUGAAAUCAGCUGCUGCUGCUGCUCCUACACCCACACUUCCCGGUCUUUCGCUAUUGCUUGACGAUGACAACAAAGUCUUCAAACCAGAUCCACCACGAAAAGUCGAACCGAAAAAGUCUUUCGAACAAUGGAAACAACAACACCACACAAAAUUCGCUGGAAACGAGGAAAUGUAUCAACGGAAGUCUGAGAAAAAACAAGUGAGAUUUGAAACGAAUAAAUCCAACGAACACCCGCCCAAUCAACGACCUUUGUGUCCUGUUGUUCCGAACUUGGAGCAGAGUUACUACGAUGGUUCUGAUGAACAGAACUUUUGUUCGAAUCUACGACCGAACUACCAUCAACAUCAACACAAUUCAAAAGAAAUCGGACAUUGUGGUGCGCAUGACAAGAAUGUUUUGCUUACGAAAUGCAACCACAAACCAAUGAGCCCUACAUUUACGAACGACAAGGCGUACAGCGCCGCUAGCCAACUAACGAACGAGCUACCCCAUUUUAAUCGAGUGGUACGAGCUGAAUCAAUGAAAGAGAAUUGCAUUUCCGGGCCCUACGUACCGGUACCAAAAAAUCAACACCGACAAUGUAAUGGGAACUGUUGUCAAACAAGCCACAAUAAUUGGGAAAUGACGAACUAUCAGACAUGCGACUAUGCCGUGCCAAACGGAUGUGUAGGCCAAAGACAGCUACAACAAUCCAAUAAGCGCGAAGUGCAGCCCAAAAGCUUUAGUCCGUACAAUGAGCGAAUUGAACGAAACUUAAAGGAACAAGUGACCGAUGAUACGUUACUUAGUAUCAUGGAGGAACAACAGCAACACAUUCUAUUACAGCAAAAUCAAAUAAUGAUGCAGCAGAAACAGAAUAUGAUACAACAGCAGCAGAUCUUUAUGCUGCAACGUCAAGUUCAAAAACUGCUGCACCGUACCGGAAAUCAUCCCAUCGAAUCGCCGAGCAAACUAUGUCCAACUUCCAUUUGCGACCGACCAACACCACAGACAAUGACCAAUCCGUUACAGAGCGCAACCAAAACUCGAAAUGGUGCAAUCGAUUCUGUGUGCAAUGGUGCUAAAUCAUCGAUCGGUGUGAUGACUAGUUUUUUGGGUAACGUAAAUGAUGGGAUGCCCAACGGUAUGCAACAAUUUAAUGAAAGAUUUGCAUCGAAAGUGACGAACGAAAAAUUCAUUGAGAACAUGGGCGGAUUUUCGGCCGAGGAGUACUCUGACAAGGACAGCAUGUUAGAUAAAAUAAACGACGCGAUCAAAAAUUCAUCUGCCAUGAUCGAUUAUAGAGGUAAUAAGGCUGGUGGAAGCAAUUCGCCGAAACGACAGACCGAUAUCAACAUUGCCGCUCAGGCUUUGUUCUACGAAACGUCCAGUACGAACAACGGCUGUACGACUGAGCAAAAGACAACCGAUCGUAGCUUUGCAUUGUACAUGCUAGGUAUGAAAUACGAUUGUGCGCAGGAUGACGCGUCGAAAAAAGUCGAGAAACGAGAUUGGCAACCGCAGCAGACGAAUGGCAAAAGUGACCAGGUUUCCGUAAACCUUUCGCCGGAAGUAUACGACUACUUGAAAAGACAUGGACUGUUACACCAAGAAUGAAUUUAAUUGUUUUUUAAGUACUUUGUUGGCAUUGGAACGAUUUGCUGUGAAAUUAUAACAUUAGCCAAGUUUGA